Molecule: messenger RNA, 1002 nt
Organism: Torulaspora delbrueckii
Lineage: Eukaryota; Fungi; Ascomycota; Saccharomycetes; Saccharomycetales; Saccharomycetaceae
Gene: VRG4
Product: GDP-mannose transporter
Exons: 1
Coding region: 1-1002 (333 amino acids)
Biological process (GO): transmembrane transport
Cellular component (GO): Golgi apparatus
Molecular function (GO): antiporter activity; GDP-mannose transmembrane transporter activity
Source: RefSeq, a predicted model, not a curated record
AUGUCUGAAUUGAAGGUAGCUGGAGCUGAGAGUGCGUUGGCCCGUGUUGUCAACUCGGGUCCUAUCUCGAUCCUGUCAUACUGUGGGUCCUCUAUUCUGAUGACAGUGACCAACAAGUUUGUGGUGAAUUUGCAGGAUUUUAACAUGAACUUGGUUAUGCUGUUUGUGCAAUCUUUGGUUUGUACUUUGGCGUUAGUCGUUUUGAAGUUCUUGGGUUAUGCAAAGUUCCGUCCUAUAAACAAGACCGAUACCAAAAACUGGUUGCCAAUUUCUGUGCUACUAGUUUUGAUGAUCUACACUUCUUCCAAGGCUUUGCAAUACUUGGCUGUUCCUAUCUACACCAUUUUCAAGAAUUUGACCAUUAUUUUGAUCGCUUAUGGUGAGGUUUUGUUCUUUGGUGGCUCCAUCACUUCCAUGGAAAUGUCCUCGUUUUUGUUGAUGGUUCUGUCCUCUGUUAUUGCCACAUGGGGUGACCAACAGGCUUUGGCCAAGAAGGCCGCUGAGAGUGUGGGAGAAUCAGCUCUUCCAUUCAACGUCGGUUACGUGUGGAUGUUCACCAACUGUAUCUCUUCUGCACUAUUUGUGCUGAUCAUGAGAAAGAGAAUCAAGUUGACCAACUUCAAGGAUUUCGAUACCAUGUUCUACAACAACGUUCUUGCUAUGCCAAUCCUAUUGGGUGCUUCCUUCCUGGUUGAGGACUGGUCCCAAGCUAACUUGGCUAUUAACUUGUCUCAAGACUCUGUUAUCGCUAUGAUCAUCUCCGGUUUGGCUUCUGUUGGUAUCUCCUACUGUUCUGGUUGGUGUGUUCGUGUCACCUCUUCAACCACUUACUCCAUGGUCGGUGCUUUGAACAAGCUACCAAUUGCACUCUCUGGUUUGAUCUUUUUCGAUGCUCCAAGAAACUUCUUGUCCAUCCUUUCGAUCUUCAUCGGUUUCCUAUCCGGUAUCGUGUACGCUGUCGCCAAACAAAAGAAGAUGCAAAACCAAGCUGCUCAAAAAUAA